GUGGCUGCGUGUUGUACACAUCCCCUCGACCUCGCGAAAGUUCGGCUACAGACUAUCGCACCGACGCCAGGAUCUCCUCAUCCCUCGACGCUGUCCGUGCUGCGAAUGACGAUCAAGGAGUCUGGCUUUUCGAGUCUGUACACCGGAUUAUCGGCUUCGGUGAUGCGACAAAUGACGUACUCCCUUGUUCGACUGGGAGCGUACGAGCAGAUGAAAGCACAAUUGUCGAAGGAUGGACCGGCACCGGCUACCCAUCUCUUCUUCGCGGCAAUGCUUGCCGGGGCGAUUGGUGGUUUUGCUGGCAACCCUGCGGAUAUCCUGCUUGUGCGAAUGACGAGCGACUUCGUGAGGCCUCCCGAGAAACGAUAUAAUUAUCGCAAUGCUGUCCAUGGACUCGUCACACUCGUCAAGUCAGAAGGCCCUCACUCACUCUUUCGUGGCAUGGGCACCAACCUAACGCGCGCGAUCCUUAUGAACGUGAGUCAGGUCUACAGAUAUGACCUUUUCAAGCAAAUUUUGUUGCGGAGCAGAAUCCCCCUGAUAGACUAUCAAAUGACGGAUGGCUUACUACUUCACACGGUUUCAAGCAUCACAGCGGGCGCCGUUGCGACUACCAUCACAGCCCCAGCGGACGUCCUUAGAUCUCGACUCAUGGCGGCCGCCGGCACAUCGCAUCCCCUCCAGGUGCUCACCGCGGCACUCCGAGAAGAGGGCCCACGCUUUCUCUUCAAGGGCUGGACGCCUGCAUUCAUCCGCCUAGGGCCUAACACAGUGCUCAUGUUUGUCUUCUUCGAGCAAUUGAAGAAGGGUUGGCGCGCUUUGUAUCCUUCGGAUUAUCUUCUAUAG
This is a messenger RNA of Epithele typhae, 846 nucleotides long. Its product is annotated as mitochondrial carrier. Gene Ontology annotation, molecular function: malate transmembrane transporter activity; succinate transmembrane transporter activity; thiosulfate transmembrane transporter activity. The annotation marks the transcript as partial. The record is from RefSeq and is a predicted model, not a curated record. The transcript has 8 exons. Gene Ontology annotation, biological process: malate transmembrane transport; thiosulfate transport; succinate transmembrane transport. Lineage: Eukaryota; Fungi; Basidiomycota; Agaricomycetes; Polyporales; Epitheliaceae.